AUGCCCAUCGGCCGAAAGUACAGAUCGACCAAGAUCGGUCCCGUAACACUACCUCACUAUGCUAGCCCAGCCACCCAGCUGGUAAUUGUCGCUUUCGUCUGUUUCUUGUGCCCUGGCAUGUUCAAUGCUCUGUCGGGUAUGGGCGGAGGUGGUCAAGUGUCUGCUAAAGCUGCUGAUGAGGCCAACAUUGCUCUUUACGCCUGCUUCUCUGUCGUCGGGUUCUUUGCUGGUAGUAUCGUCAACUCCAUCGGCAUUAGAUGGUCGCUGUCCUUUGGUGGUUUGGGCUACUGCAUUUACGUGGCUUCGUUCCUCUGCUACAGCCACACUCAAAACACAGGCUUCAACAUCUUUGCAGGUGCUCUGCUUGGUUGCUGUGCCGGUAUGCUGUGGUCAGCUCAGGGUGCUAUCAUGAUGUCUUACCCUCCCGAGAAUUCCAAGGGCAGAUACAUCUCUUGGUUCUGGAUGAUCUUCAACCUGGGUGCUGUCAUAGGAAGUCUGAUUCCUCUCGGUGAAAACAUCAACGCCACUAGCAGUGGCACAGUCUCCGACGGAACCUACAUUGGCUUCAUCGUCUUGACAGCAUGUGGUGCUGCACUGGCCUGGUGUCUAGUAGAUGCCAAAUCAGUUGUUCGCAAUGAUGGCUCUCGCAUCAUCCUCAUGAAAAACCCCACCUGGAAGUCCGAGCUGAUGGGACUUUGGGAGACAAUCAGAAGCGACCCAUACAUCAUCUGUCUUUUCCCGAUGUUCUUCGCUUCUAACUGGUUUUAUACCUAUCAGUUCAAUGGUGUCAACCUGGCAUACUUCGACACAAGGACUCGAGCUUUGAAUAAUACCCUCUAUUGGACUGCUCAGAUUGUUGGGGCAUUCGUCUUUGGAUACUGUCUGGACUACUCCAAAAUCCGUCGAACAGUCAGAGCAAAGAUCGCCUGGGUUGCCAUCCUGAUCCUGACACUCGCAAUCUUUGGCGGCGGAUAUGCCUUCCAGACGGGCUACACUCGUGAAACCGUUUCAGCAAAAACGUUCGUUUCGAAAGAUUGGAGCGACUCGGGCUACGUUGGUCCCAUGUUCUUGUACAUCUUUUACGGCUUCUACGAUGCCGCAUGGCAGACUUGUGUGUACUGGUUCAUGGGCUCAUUGACCAACAACGGUCGCAAGCUCACCAACUUUGCCGGCUUCUACAAGGGCAUCCAGUCUGCCGGAGCUGCUGUCAUUUGGCGUCUUGACUCAAAGAACCUAGCGUACAUGAGAGAGUUUGCCUCAAGUUGGGGCCUCUUGCUGGGCGCUCUGGUUUGUGCUCUACCAGUCCUGCUCAUCAGAGUCAAGGAUCACGUCAGUGUUGAGGAAGAUGUGAAGUUCUCGGACGAGACAGUUGAAGAGGUGAUUGGCACAGCGGAUGGUAAAGCUGCGGCUCAUGAUUCCGAGAAGGUCUGA
Molecule: messenger RNA, 1431 nt
Organism: Aureobasidium melanogenum CBS 110374
Lineage: Eukaryota; Fungi; Ascomycota; Dothideomycetes; Dothideales; Saccotheciaceae
Product: MFS general substrate transporter
Exons: 4
Coding region: 1-1431 (476 amino acids)
Source: RefSeq, a predicted model, not a curated record